Molecule: messenger RNA, 2253 nt
Organism: Hippocampus zosterae (dwarf seahorse)
Lineage: Eukaryota; Metazoa; Chordata; Actinopteri; Syngnathiformes; Syngnathidae
Gene: pgm1
Product: phosphoglucomutase 1
Exons: 11
Coding region: 101-1786 (561 amino acids)
Biological process (GO): carbohydrate metabolic process
Cellular component (GO): cytosol
Molecular function (GO): magnesium ion binding; phosphoglucomutase activity
Source: RefSeq, a predicted model, not a curated record
GGACUGUGGACCCUCCCCCUGCCACUGCAGGCGCCCCCAUCGCCCUCGACAGCGGAUCACUGAGGACCAUAGGAAGAGCUCUCCCGGGUGGGCCUGUAAAAUGGUGAAAGUAACGACCUCGAAGACCAAGCCGUAUACGGACCAAAAACCCGGAACGAGCGGCCUGAGGAAGAGGGUGACUGUGUUCCAGCAGAACGAACAUUAUGCUGAGAACUUCAUCCAGAGCAUUAUCUCUGUCAUCGAGCCAGCUGAGCGCCAGACAGCCACUCUGGUGGUGGGGGGCGACGGCAGGUUCUUCAUGAAAGACGCCAUUCAGCUCAUCGUUCAGAUUGCAGCCGCCAAUGGGAUUGGUCGCCUGGUGAUUGGUCAGGAUGGCAUCAUGUCCACCCCCAAUGUGUCCUGUGUGAUCCGCAAGCUGCAGGCAGUGGGUGGGAUCAUUCUAACAGCCAGCCACAACCCGGGGGGUCCCAACGGAGACUUUGGUAUCAAGUUCAACAUCUCCAAUGGAGGUCCUGCUCCAGAGGGUAUUACAAACAAAAUCUUUGAGAUCAGCAAAAGCCUUCAGGAGUAUUACAUCUGCCCGGAGCUCAAAGCGGAUCUGUCAAAGAUUGGCAAGCAGACCUUUGAUGUGGAGGGUUUCAAACCUUUCAUAGUGGAGAUCGUGGACUCUGUUGAGGCCUAUGCAGAUAUGCUGAGGGGGAUCUUUGACUUUGCUACACUGAAGGAGCUUCUCUCUGAAGCCAAUCACAUUAAUGUCCGCCUGGACGCAAUGCAUGGAGUGGUUGGUCCUUAUGUGAAGAAGAUAGUGUGUGGGGAGCUGGGUUCUCCAGCCAACUCUGCAGUCAACUGUGUCCCCAAGGAGGACUUUGGCGGGCAUCAUCCUGACCCAAACCUGACUUAUGCUGCAGACCUGGUGAACGCCAUGAAAAGCGGAGAGUAUGACUUUGGAGCCGCCUUCGAUGGUGAUGGCGACCGUAACAUGGUGCUCGGCAAACAUGGAUUUUUUGUGAACCCGUCGGACUCCGUGGCUGUUAUUGCUGCCAACAUUACCAGCAUUCCGUACUUCCGGAAGUCUGGUGUGAAGGGACUGGCCCGCAGUAUGCCCACAAGUGGAGCCCUGGACAAUGUGGCCAAAGCGCUGCAAAUGGAACUAUAUGAGACUCCAACAGGGUGGAAAUUCUUUGGGAACUUAAUGGAUGCAGGAAAACUGUCACUGUGUGGAGAAGAGAGCUUUGGCACCGGCUCCGAUCAUAUUCGGGAGAAGGACGGCCUGUGGGCAGUACUCGCAUGGUUGUCAAUCUUAGCCAGUCGGAAACAGAGCGUGGAAGAGAUCAUGAAGGACCACUGGCAAAAGUUUGGCAGAAACUUCUUCACCAGGUAUGAUUACGAGGAGGUCGACUCAGAUGCUGCCAAUCAAAUGAUUAAGGACCUGGAAACGGCAAUGUUCAACCCAUCCUUUGUGGGGAAGAAGUUCUCAUCGGGUGAUAAAACGUACGAGGUGGCAAUCGCAGACAACUUUGCCUACACAGAUCCUGUGGAUGGGAGUGUUUCCAAAAACCAGGGCCUCAGGAUUAUCUUUGCUGACGGUUCUCGGAUUAUUUUCCGUCUCAGCGGCACUGGAAGUGCAGGCGCAACCAUCAGGCUGUAUAUUGAUAGCUACGAAAAGGACCCCCAGAAGAUUUACCAGGACCCUCAGGUGAUGUUGGCGCCCUUGGUAGACAUCGCCUUGAAGGUUUCACGGCUUCAUGAGAAAACUGGACGCACCGGCCCCACUGUGAUCACAUGAUUCCUCUGCCACACUGCCUCCACUCACCAUGCGCAAUGAUAACCUUUUUGUCCUCUGUAUUUCAUUUUGGUCAUACUAAAAGAACUGGGCAAAACACAGGACACGGUUUGACACUUCCGUUAUUUCAGUUGGUAUGUGGGAUUCUUGCGAAAAAGGGAAAGUUGUUAAUGGUACUGCCUUACACAGAUACGUUUAUUUUAAUGUUGUAGCAUUUCAGUCAUAAAAAGUGUACAGUAUAUAGGAGAAUUAACGUUUAAAGCGUGAUCUACUGUGUUGUCCGGUUUGAUCCUAAACACUGUGACAAAUAACUAACUGAAAAUGAGAAAUGUGGGGGUUAUUUCAUCCUUCCUUGUCCUUCAUCUUGGUGGACCUGGUGCCUUCCCCUCUUCUUCCAGACCAGCCAGAACCACGAAACCACCAUCAAAGUGAUGCAUUAAAAAUAAAGUAAACUAAAUGGUCAUCAAUAA